Molecule: messenger RNA, 3733 nt
Organism: Cynoglossus semilaevis (tongue sole)
Lineage: Eukaryota; Metazoa; Chordata; Actinopteri; Pleuronectiformes; Cynoglossidae
Gene: heatr3
Product: HEAT repeat containing 3
Exons: 13
Coding region: 62-1732 (556 amino acids)
Biological process (GO): protein import into nucleus; ribosomal large subunit biogenesis
Source: RefSeq, a predicted model, not a curated record
GUACCUGUGUUUCCCCAACAGGAAUCUGAGUGCGUGUGGAGGUCAGGAGGUGUGUGAGACCAUGGUGAAGAAUGACAUCAUGACUCCUUUGACAGCGCUGCUGAGAGAGUGCUGCGCUGGUUUUGAAAGUGCUGUUGCUCGAAUGAAAGACGAAAAGAAUGCAGUUGAGGACAUAGCCAAUGAGGCCUUGAACCUCCUUUGGAACCUAUGUGAGAGCAGCAGCCAGGCCCUGUCUGUGUUCAACAGAGCAGGUCUCCUGGACCUGGUCGUCCAGUGUCUGGAGCGACACCCCGACAACGUGGAACUGGCGACUUCUGCUGCCCACUGUUUACACACUGUGACUGAAGAUAACCCGGAGCUGCUGUGCAGCGUCAACGCCACCGUGCUCAACGCCCUGGAGGCAGUGCUGAUGUCAUCGCAGUCCAGCAUGGCCCACACUCUGCUCAGGACUUUAGCUGCAGGAUCUCUGUGGAACAUGAAGGGAAACAUCCCUGCUGCUCGUCAGGCCCAGGGUCUCGGUGCCGUGGUGGCCACCCUGUCACGGUGCCUGGACCUGGACGCCAACGGGGUCUUACUUGACCUGAGACGAGCAGAGGAGGACCGUGACAGGGACGCACCGGCUGUAACAGAUGGAGAUGACGCAGCUGCUGGUCUUGUUGUGGAGGAGAUGGAGGAGGACGAGGAGGAGGUGCCACAACGUAGGAAUGGAAAAGCAGUGAAAGUUGACACCGACAUCUCCGACCUCCUACCGAGGGGUAAAGAGGAGCUGAGGGAGGCCACGGCUUUACUAACAGCUCAGCAAACGUCCUUAGAGAUAAUAGUCAACAUGUGCUGCUCUGACGACCCCUCUGACGACGAGUGGGAGGAGGAGUCCAGCAGCGACGAUAGCGACAUGUGUCCAGAUGGUCCAGAAUCCGGCCUGAUGUCUCCUCUGUGUUUGUCGGCUGAGGUUCAGGGAGCUUUAAUCAACCACAGCAUCCCCGAGAAGGUCCUCAAAAAGACGGAAUUCCCCACAGAAGAAGUCACUAAUGUCUGUCAUCAGAAUUCCUCCUGGAGGAGCUUGAUCAAAAAGAUGAGGCGAGUCCAGUCCCGCGCUCUGACCUGUCUCCACAGUCUUCUGUCCACCAUGGACGCUGAGUGUCUGGGAGGAGCAGCGGCCUUACAGGCAGCAGCGCAGCAUCUCUCCUCGCUGGUCUUUGGAGCAGCAGAGAUAACCAAGGACGAGGAGUUCCUGGAGGCCGUCAUCAGUGCCAUGCGCUCACUGUUACAGAUGAUUGCUUCUAAAAAUAUUCCACAGUGUAUGACUCCUCAGCAGCUGAUGAGCCUGAGCGAUGCCGCGACUCGCUGCGACGUUGUCAGCGUGAGGGUCAACGCCGUAGCCAUCCUGGGCAUCACCGGCAGCACUUUAGCCAAAGAGAAAGGCACGGCUGAAACCGUUCAGAUGAUUGGAAGUGCCUUACUGGAAGUGGCCACCAGGGACACUGACCUGGUUGUGAACGGUGAAGCCCUCGACGCCUUGUUUGAUGUUUUUGCUGACGGAGACGAGGCGGAAACAGCUGCUAAGAACAUCCAGUUACUGCCUGCACUGAAGGCACUUCAGCCUGUCUUCAAGGCCAAGAUCCGUAAAGAGGGCAGAGGAAAGUACAGCCCUCAGCAGCUGUGUGUGUUAGACAACAUCAAGGUCAACCUGAGAAGAUUCAUUGGUUACCUGGAGAAGGUGGUAAAGAAAUGAGGACUUUUUAGAAACAGGUUUUGACCUGCACAAAAAAAAAACACACACAUGCUAACAGGAGCGUAGCAUGUAGCAGGAAAUGGCUAUGAAACCGAGAAGUAUUUAUUUUGUUGUUGGUAAAACACUCUCUAGUUCUUGGUUUCAGUGUUUAUAUUCUCUAAAUAUAAUUUACAGUUUGAGUUUUGAUGUGGUGAAAGUUAAAGGAGUGGUGGAAAAAGAUGUGAUCGCCGAGCCGGUGGCAAUUUUCACAGACGUGUGGAUCUGAUGUCGAUUUGUUCUGUGAAGUUUACGAUGACAUUUGUUUGUUAUUAAGGCGACAUUUACGUCUUUGUAAAUGAGCAGCGUCUCUUCAUCUCUGUCCAGCUGAACAUUGUGUCUUUGGCUGCUGAUGCACAGAACAGUGUUCAAUAUUUAAACUGUUGGCAAACCAGCCCAGCAGGCAGAGUUUUAGUGAGAGCGUUCCUCUCUGUGGAAGUCACAAAAUCACUUUCUAAAGAAGAAUUUAGGGAUUUUUUUAAAAAAGCAAAUCAAGUGUCUUUUUAAUGGAAUAGUAUUUGUUGAUCAAAUCCACGAGUGUCAACAGUUUUUUUCUUUUUAAAAAAUUCAUUGUCAAUUUAGUGGAGACCUUUCUAUUAGUUUACAAAAUAAUGCAGACUUGGUGUCCAUUUAAUGACGUCUCCAUUAAAAGUGAACACUGAAAUAAAGUAGUGUUUGUGUUUUUUAAUCGUAUAAAAGCAAAAAUCUACACUGUUGUGUAGAUUUGAAGAAAAUCUAAAAAGAACGAGAGGUUUAGCGUGUUUUGAAGAAAACUGGUUUAAAUACAUACAAUAAUAAUUGUCCUUCUUUCAGACGUUCUCUCUGUGCCUGCAUGGGUUUUCUCGCUGAUCCACAGGUUAUCAGUAGAGGGCGCUGUGGGUCAAACUGCAGCUGCAGACUCUGGUCCUUUUUCUCUUUUCACACUAUUAACAGUCACAAUGGUGGUAAAAAUAAAAAAAUAAAUUAAAAAGUCCAUGGUAAAAAAUCUCUUCUACUUUAUUAUAAAGAGCCAAAAACAAUACGCACAAUGAAGUAACUGGUAAUACAGUAAAAUGUUAUGAGAUCAUUUUUAUGGAUCUUUUCAAACAACAGACAAAAUUCCUCAAAUGAUGGUUAUUAGGUUCUGCCUUCACAGCAGGAGGAUCACUGGUUUGCCGGUUCAAUCCCUGGUUCGACCUACUUUGUGUGUUUUACCCCGCGUGUGCGUGGGUUUCUUUCGGUCACUCUGCUUUAGCGAACCCCGGCUUUAGAACCACUGAAACCCUGACUGAACAUAGAGCAGGUGAGGGUUUGCUGUUGUGAAGACGCCAAUUUUUGUUAGUUUUUUCAAUUUUGUUUAUUCACUUGAGAUUGUGUCAAAUUGGCUAAAAAAAACUCAGUGACUGUACGUCAGAUUGUUCUUACUCUGCAACAACAGCAACACUUCAGUGGAUUAUUGUUGUGUUGUUAUGAGAGGAUUUGAAGUGAAAUUAAAGAUGAUUAGGUUGGAUUUAAUAAAAAAAAAGGUCAUCGUUUACAGGCAGCAUUUUAUCAGAGUUUUACUCAAUGGAUUGUGUUCAGUGCAGACGUCAUAGUCAAAGAAGGUACAGGUCACCAUCCUAAUGAUACAGAAUAAAAUAAGAUUGCCUCAUCCAAAAUCCUCUGAUUCCACCGUACGUCCCUUAGCCCCUGGAUAAACAUUACAUUCUAAUGGUAGCAUUUGUCCUUUUGUCCUCAUUUAGUGUAAACGGUGGAGCGUUCUAACUCCUAACAACCACAGGUCGGAACAGACAGACAGCAAAAUAUCAUCAAAUACAAAAACAAGAUGCCGAGAAUCUAGACUUGACAACACAGUGACAUUUUCUAGCCUGGUCCAGAGCUUUCUUUUUUACACUCCUUAAAAAACAAAAAACAAAAAAACAAAGGCCACAUUCAUCAGUGCAACCAGGUUCAUCACUACUGAUGCAGUCGUAAGAAAAAAGAAAA